CGGAAGACAUUAGCCGAAUCUUCGGUACUAGUCAACUGGAGGCGCUUAUGUUUUGCAGCUACCAGCGUCAGUUUUGAACGAUAGGAGGGGAGCGAAGUGUUUGUUUUUAUAGUAAACCGGUCAACUUUAGCCUCUACUUGUCCGAGUAAACUAUCGUUUUAGCCCGUCCGGUAGAGAUUAAGUGUGUUUCAUGUUGUGCAGUUUACUGUGCCUGAGUAAAGCCCUCCAACUGGCGGAUCGCAUCAGUUCGCCCGGAGGGUCACCGUGAGCUCCGUGCCCUGUGUAGAAAAUGACCGGAGAGAAGAUCCGUUCCUUGCGCAAGGACCACAGGCCGAGCAAGGACGAGGAUUUACUGGAACCGGACGAAGAGGCUGCAACCGGGACGUUCACCGCCUCCAAGACGAACAACAAGAGCAGAGCGAGUAAAAUCUUCAGCAAUCACAAGUUAGUCAAGUCUUCAUCCACACAGCAGCAGCAGCACCUACAGUCGCAGGUUAACGCUAACACCAACACACUGUCAACAUCCGAUGUCAUCGAUGACAACAACAAGAACCCCAUCAUCCGAACGGGGCAGGACUUCCCGGUGCAUGAGUGUGUGUUUAAAGGAGAUGUCCGCCGCCUGUCUUCACUCAUACGGACACAGAAUAUCGCCCAGAAAGACGUCCAUGGAAACACACCGUUGCAUCUUGCCGUCAUGAUGGGGCACAAAGAGUGUGCCCACCUACUGCUGGCCCACAAUGCACCAGUGAAGGUGAAGAACGCUCAGGGGUGGAGUCCCCUUGCCGAGGCCAUCAGCUACGGAGAUCGACAAAUGAUCACAGCGUUGCUGAGGAAGCUGAAGCAACAGUCCAGGGAGACAGUGGAGGACAAGAGGCCCAAGCUGCUCAAAGCCCUGAAAGAACUUGGAGACUUUUACUUGGAGCUUCACUGGGACUUCCAAAGUUGGGUGCCUUUGCUCUCCAGAAUCCUGCCUUCAGAUGCCUGUAAGAUCUACAAGCAGGGCCUCAACAUCAGAUUGGACACUACCCUGAUAGACUUCACAGACAUGAAGUGUCAGCGUGGGGACCUCAGUUUCAUCUUCAACGGCAACGCCAUCCCUUCCGAGUCCUUUGUUGUGCUGGACAACGAGCAGAAGGUUUUCCAGCGGAUACACCACGAGGAGUCUGAGAUGGAGACGGAGGAGGAAGUGGACAUCCUGAUGAGCAGCGAUGUUUACUCGGCCACUCUCUCCACCAAGUCCAUCACCUUCUCCAGGGCGCAGACCGGCUGGCUCUUCAGAGAGGACAAGACGGAGCGAGUGGGAAACUUUCUGGCAGAUUUCUACUCUGUGAACGGCCUGGUGCUCGAGUCCAGGAAGAGACGGGAGCAUCUGAGCGAGGAGGACAUCUUGAGGAACAAAGCCAUCAUGGAGAGCCUGAGCAAAGGAGGGAAUAUCAUAGAGCAGAACUAUGAGCCGGCGAGGAGGCAAUCUCUAACGGCCCCCUCACCCAACACCAUAUCCUGGGAAGAAUACAUCAGUGCUGACAACGGAAAAGCUCCACAUGUGGGAAGAGAGCUGGUCUGCAAAGAGAGCAAGAAGAACUUCAAAGCCACGGUAGCCAUGAGUCAAGACUUCCCUCUGGGCAUCGAAUCGUUAUUGAAUGUUCUGGAGGUCAUUGCACCCUUCAAGCACUUUAAUAAACUCAGGGAGUUUGUUCAGAUGAAGCUCCCCCCCGGCUUUCCUGUCAAACUGGACAUCCCAGUGUUUCCCACCAUCACAGCCACCGUCACGUUUCAGGAGUUUCGCUACGAUGAGUUCGAUCAGACCAUUUUUACCAUUUCCAACGAGUAUAAAGAAGACCCUAGCCGCUUCCCUGACCUUUAACAUCUCAAGCAGGAACAUGAAAAGAAACGUGCGACAAGGCAACAUCAUGCUACAAGACAUACUUUUUUAAAACUAAAAAGGAAAAUAAUUCCAUCGCAUCCCUGAACACAAACUGCAACGAGUUUUACAUCACGACAGCUGCUGCAGAGAGGUCGACAUCGCCUCAUAAUGACAGUGUUUUAAAAACUCAGUGUUACAGUACUCUCACAUUCAGGUGGGUUUAAUCCCAGUCACAUCAAUUAAAGGGCAUUGAAGUUAAACUGGGUUUUCUGUAAACGGGGUAUAAAUACAGUUCAGUUGAUGCUAUGUAUUUAAGUGUGUAAGUAAUGUUUAUAAAGGGAAUAUGUUUAACUGACAUGUAAUAAAGCAAUGAUAUUACUGUGUAAGAUUUUGGGGAGGGAUUCUGCCAAAAAUGACUUUUAGGGUCCUUUUUCUUGCUUUAUAAUUUGUUACAGGUCUGAAAGAUGCUCCAAAAACAGAUACAAUUAAAAUCAUUAUUGGGAAUUGAGUGAAAUUCCUAAGAAUCCGUUUUUGCAGAAUUCCUUAAAUUGUGUGUGAGUGUGUGUAACAUUGAUUUUAUUGGGCGUGGAGUAGCAUCACUGAACCUUCGGGCACUAUUUAGAUCCACUACAUUCAGUUAGGUUCAUAAACUUUUUUGUGAAACCCAACACUUAAUCCUGCUUUUUAAAAUAUUAUAGUUUCAUCGUGGCAACGCUACAAAUGCUGCAAUUUCUGUGGUAACGAAACGUUUUUGUAUUUGUUUGAGUGGCAGCAAGUGUAAGUAAUGAUGUCUAAGCCUUUUGUUUCAUACAACACCUUUGUAAACUAUGUAACAAACUGUACAAUCUUGCUACUGGGGAUUGUAUAGCAAGAAGAUAUUAGGAAAUACAAGACUGUCUACAACAUUCAUGCCAUUUUUACACCUAACAAGAACCAGGCUUUUCCCCUGCACAAUAUGUAAAUACAUGUUUUAUGAGCUUUUGUCUUUUACGUUCUCUUUUAUUAUUCUUUGUGCUGAUGAAUUUAGGCAGAAUUGUGGAUUUUUUUUUAAUGUGGCGUCACAAGUUAAUCAAGAAUUUGUUGAUUUGUAAAAUGGUGGUGAUUUUGUACAUACUUGUAAUGUUUUAAAGGACCAGUGAAUCACUUAA
Gymnodraco acuticeps is the source of this 3012-nucleotide messenger RNA. It is a transcript of the gene ankrd13c, whose product is annotated as ankyrin repeat domain 13C. Bases 290 to 1864 code for a protein of 524 amino acids. The record is from RefSeq and is a predicted model, not a curated record. The transcript is spliced from 13 exons. Lineage: Eukaryota; Metazoa; Chordata; Actinopteri; Perciformes; Bathydraconidae. Gene Ontology annotation, cellular component: cytoplasm. Gene Ontology annotation, molecular function: protein binding.